Messenger RNA from Brachypodium distachyon (stiff brome), 396 nucleotides. RefSeq names its product protein FAR-RED IMPAIRED RESPONSE 1-like. The record is from RefSeq and is a predicted model, not a curated record. Bases 1 to 396 code for a protein of 131 amino acids. NCBI's taxonomy places the organism in Eukaryota, Viridiplantae, Streptophyta, Magnoliopsida, Poales, Poaceae. The transcript has 2 exons.
AUGGGCGUGAAGAUGAAUGCUGAUGGUGGUUGCGUCAUAAAAGGCAUCCACUUUGAGCACAACCACCAGCUGACCCUCAGCCCGUCAAUGCUAGUUUUCCUCCAUUCACACAAAAGAGUCAACCCAACCUUGCAGGACUACAUAAAAGACCUCCAAUUGAGCAACGUCAAACAUGUUAACAUCAUGAGUUUGCUUACCAGGCUGAGUGGUGGCCGUGACAAGCUGGGUUGUCAUAAUAGAGAUGUGUUGAACAUGAAAGCGAAGAAUGCACGCAAAGAGUCUGCAGAUGAUGUGCAAAAACUCUUCAAAUUCUUUGAUGACAUGACAGAAGAAAAUGAAAACUUCUACUACGAUGUGCAUGUCGACGAAGAUAACAGACUAAAUAACAUUUUCUAG